UUUCGUUCCAUUCCUCGAAGCUUUCACCGAUUCCUUACUAUGUCGGCUCCCAACAGUAAGACAGCCGAGAGACCUGGUUUGGAGGCACAGAUCCAGAGAAACCCUCAUCCGGACUUCCGCAAGGUUGAAAGGGAAAGACCUCCAUUUGAAUCCGAUAUCUCGUGGAAAUACACCCAAAUUCCCAAGACGGACUGGAAAAUCGGUGAUGGGGCCAAUGACACCGAGUGGAAAAAGCAUAAAAAGAUCCAGAUUGAUCCUUAUGGAGACCUGAGAAAACCUGUGGAUAACUACAAGACGCUAAUCAGUGCUGUAACACCAAGACCAAUUGGGUUUGUUUCCACUGUUAAUCGCAAAGGCGAGAGAAACUUGGCUCCAUUCUCGUAUUUCUCAGUGGUUAAUCACGAUCCUCCACUUUUCACGAUUGGCUUUUCUGGAGGCUUGGAUAACCCCAAGGAUUCAGCCAAAAACGUCAUUGAGACUGGUGAAUUGACCAUCAACAUCAUCAGUGAAUGGUUUAUAGAAGCUGCCAACUUCUGCUCCACUAACUCUCCGUUUGGAGUAGACGAAUGGAAGUUGUCAGGUUUGACUCCUGCAGAGUCCACUAUUGUAAAGCCUCCUCAUGUUGCCGAAUCUGCCUUUUCUAUAGAAGCCAAGUUGGUCACCCACCACGAAUGGAAAUCCAAACUUGACCCUAACAAGUCUACUGGUACCUUGGUUAUUGUGGAAGGUGUCAACUUCCAUGUUAGAGAGGAUGUCAUCAACGACGACUUGAACAUCAUCGACAUCGCCAAAUUGAAACCCGUUUCGAGAUUAGGAGGAAUCACCUACGGUAGAUCCAUUACUGGGUAUGAGAGCUUGAGACCAGAUUACGAAAAGGAUGUUGUUAAUGUGAACAAAAUUUAGAUAUAAUGUGAGAAAAUCUGAUUUAUACAAACUAUUAGAUCAAAUAGAGAAAGCUAUAAACG
Molecule: messenger RNA, 965 nt
Organism: Scheffersomyces stipitis CBS 6054
Lineage: Eukaryota; Fungi; Ascomycota; Pichiomycetes; Serinales; Debaryomycetaceae
Gene: YWR1
Exons: 1
Coding region: 40-903 (287 amino acids)
Molecular function (GO): FMN binding
Source: RefSeq, a predicted model, not a curated record